Messenger RNA from Debaryomyces fabryi, 1587 nucleotides. RefSeq names its product glutamate--tRNA ligase. The coding region runs from base 1 to 1587 and encodes 528 amino acids. The transcript has a single exon. NCBI's taxonomy places the organism in Eukaryota, Fungi, Ascomycota, Pichiomycetes, Serinales, Debaryomycetaceae. The record is from RefSeq and is a predicted model, not a curated record. Gene Ontology annotation, molecular function: ATP binding; tRNA binding; glutamate-tRNA ligase activity. Gene Ontology annotation, biological process: glutamyl-tRNA aminoacylation.
AUGAUAUGUUUAAGAUUGUCAAGAUCUGUUGAAUUUAGGCGAUGUUUAUCAACGAAGAAAUUUAGUUUCAAGAAGAGCAAAUCAACAAAUCCACGCCUAGGGGAUUCAAAGAAAAAGGAAUCCAUUCAUCCAACUUCCCCAGCUAGAACCAGGUUUGCACCCUCCCCUACCGGCUACUUACAUUUGGGAUCAUUAAGGACGGCAUUGUAUAAUUAUUUAUUAGCCAAAAAUACUGGAGGUCAAUUCUUAUUGCGUUUGGAAGAUACAGAUCAAAAGAGAUUAAUUGAUGAUGCAGAAUCAAAUAUUUACAAUACUUUGAAAUGGUGUGGAAUAAACAUAGACGAAGGACCAAAUGAGGGAGGUGAGUACGGACCUUACAGGCAAUCAGAUAGAAUGGCUAUAUAUCAAAAGUAUGUUGAUAUUUUAUUAAAAUCUGGUGAUGCUUAUUAUUGUUACUGUUCAAAAGAUAGGUUAAAUACUUUGCGGGAAACGGCAAGUCAAUUAAAGCCUCCUACAACUGUAACCUAUGAUAGGAAAUGUUAUCAUGAUAAGAAGGAAACAGAAAACAUGGAACGUGUUAUUAGAUUCAAGGCACCUGAUAAAUACGAACCAUUUACCGAUUUAAUUCAUGGACAAUUAAAUCUACAGCCUCAAUAUAAUAAUUCUGAUCGCCGUUAUGAUGACUUUAUCAUUAUGAAGUCGGACGGAUUGCCUACAUAUCAUUUAGCUAACGUUGUGGAUGAUCAUUUAAUGAAAAUUACGCAUGUUAUACGAGGUGAAGAAUGGCUUCCUGCAACUCCAAAACAUAUUGCCCUCUAUAGAGCUUUCGGUUGGGAACCACCAAAAUUUAUACAUAUACCAUUACUUACCUCAUUAGAAGAUAAAAAGUUAUCAAAAAGAUCGGGUGACAUAGGAAUCUUGAGUAUGAAAAAGAAAGGUAUUUUACCUGAGGCUGUUGUAAACUUUUGUGCAUUAUUCGGUUGGUCCCCACCUAGAUUGGUUUCUGGUGUAAGUACAAGUGAAGUGAUGACCCUAAAAGAUUUGAUUGAAAAAUUUUCUUUGGACUACCUAACUAAAGGUAAUGCAAAGGUCAGCGAUUCGAAAUUACAUUUCUUUAAUAAAAACCACUUAACAAACAAGCUCAAAGAUCCUCAAAUGCUUGAUGAACUUGUGGAAGAAUACUAUCCUGAAUUUCAGCAAUCCACCAAAACCUCUCAUGAUAAACAAUACUUGAAAAAUGUCUUAAAAGUAAUUGGUUCAAAUCUUAAUUCCCUAAAUGAGCUUGGACAGAUGCACUCGUAUUUAUUUAAAGGUAUAGAUCAUUCGAAAUUGGAUCAAAGUAACAUACCUGUACAAUCAAAGGAAAUUUUGCAAAUUUUAACAGAUCUUCCUAAGGGACACUCUUUUAGUAGCAACGUUGAUACGGUAUUGCACCAAAUACCAGGAAUAAAGAAAAAAGAUGUAUUUCAAGCGGUUAGAUUUGCAGUAUCCGGAGGAAUACCUGGCUUAACUAUACCUUUAUUAAUUGAAGUAAUCGGUGACAGCGAAUAUCACUCUAGGCUUCAGAAUGCCAUAAAAUACUUAUAA